Musca domestica (house fly) is the source of this 2610-nucleotide messenger RNA. RefSeq names its product probable basic-leucine zipper transcription factor N. The transcript is spliced from 2 exons. The coding region runs from base 1 to 2610 and encodes 869 amino acids. NCBI's taxonomy places the organism in Eukaryota, Metazoa, Arthropoda, Insecta, Diptera, Muscidae. The record is from RefSeq and is a predicted model, not a curated record.
AUGGGCAACCCUAUGUCAUUGGUCAUUGUUAAGACAUCGGCAAUAGCGAUUUACUCCAGCAGUACCACUCCAAACGUAUUUCCAAUUAACAAUAGCAACAACAAUAAUAACAACAAUAAAGCACAAUUAAGUGAUUUAUCACAUUUUCAAGCAACAACAAGUGAAUUCAUUACCACAAGACCGCAAACAUCGGCACUGAGCGCCGCUAACUACGCUCGAGGCGCAAAUAAAGCCAAUACCACCGUAACCAAUCAUAUCAUACGAACGAACAUCAUCGUAGGAGGAUCACGAGAUUUUGAGGAGCCAAACGGAAAAAUGCGUGCUAAAUUACAGCAAUUAUUGCAGCGUGAAAAAGACGAUGAAGAUGAGGAGAAAAGACAAUUGCAACAAGACCAUCAGCAGCAGCAACAACAACAACAACAACAUUUGAGCGUGCAAGAAGAACUGCAACAACAAUUUCAACAUGCAAUAGCUGCUGGUGAAAAUGCAUAUUUACUGGAGCGUAUUGAUGCUAAUGGAGCUGGUGCUGGUGGCGGUGGUGGUGGCAGCUCUGGUGUUCAUGAACAGCCCAUUUAUGGAACAUGGAGCACGAAAGCGAAACGACCUCAAGCUCCAGCCAAGUCUAGUGCUGCUGGCUCACCACCAGCAGCAACGGCAGCCUCCUCAAUGCAAACUUUAAUUGGUGAGGUGGAGGAGCAUUUCCAUGAAAAUCACAAUUAUGGAACGCAUCAUUAUGAACGUUUACCUAGACGUUCGUCGACCAUGACACCUGUCAGGCGGGAGUUACACGAUCAAAUACCCCGGCCACCAAGGUUGACAUCCCGUCAGCCGUCAUUGGCAAAUCGACGACAAUUCACUGACACCGCACAGCCGAAUCCACCUACUCGCGAUGACUCAGCCAAUAGCCAACCCAUACCUUUCCAUUUCCCCUAUGAUGGAUCCUUGCCGGAGGAAUUUAAGAAACAUCAGCAGAGCGAACGGGCAAGUGUGGCUCCAUUUGACGAGGUCAAUAACAUCCAGGAUAUUCUACAAAAGUUGACUUUGGGAGGGUUGGCCAGCACCAAAAUGCCCUCACUGAUGAUGAUGCCUUCGGGUUUGCACAUCUCGGGUUCGUAUAAGAACCUCAAGUCCAGUGGCAUUGCAAACUUCUUUCGCGGUAAACGUCACAAGAAACAAAUUCCCUUCCCCCAACCCAUGCCAAUGUUCAAUGGCUAUCAGCCACAGAUGAUGGGAUUUUUGCCUCAAGCUCCAUAUCAGUCACGCAUAGCUCUGGAACAGAUUUAUCCCUUUAAGCCGCGAUCACCCAGUGACAUUAAUCUAUUGGCUAUACAACAACAACAGCAGCAACAACACCAACAACUCAAGGCUCAACAAAUGAAAAACAACAAGAAAUCAAAGAAAGGCAAGAAGCCAAAGGAUAAGGAUAAGAAAAAUCUCCUCGCCAGCUCAAAUAUAUUUAUGCAACACUAUCCGUAUGCCACUGGAGCUCCGGACAUGCUUUAUCCCACCAUGUUUCCACCCCUGAUGGCAAUAAACGUGACCCAAGCCCCUGUCACGCUGACAAAGAGAUUACCCUUUAAAUUGAAUCUGGAUAUAUUCCCCAUUCUGCCACCCUCCAGGAAUCCCAAGGCUGUAUCCAGCUUGGCCAUGGAUGAGGCACGUAUAGUCUCAUCAAUGAGGCCACCUACCAUGAUGCGAAAUCCCUUUUUGGAAUACUAUUCCACUCCCAUGACACCAACUGUUUCGUCCCUGGGUUUCUACAAUCCCUAUGGAGCGCAAAAGCCCUACAAUAAUCACAUACGUUUCCCGGGAGCGGUGCAAGGGGCCCAAAGCAAUAACAUGCAGUUUGCCUACAAUGAUCAGUGGCAAAAAUAUUUACAACAACAAAAACAGCAGCAACAACAACACCAGCAGUCAUCACAACAGCAUAUCUAUGCUAACUUACAAAAUGGCGCCCAAGGUCAUCAAACUCCAUUCCUACCCAUUGACUGUGAUCCUGCAUUGCAACCAUCCGGUUCGACAUCCUCCAAUUCCCUUAGCAGUCCCAUAAUGUUACACCUCAAUGUAUUUCCCAAAAAGAAGACGCCCCUAUCAUCCCCUCUCCCUCAAACAUCUACUAAUCCAUUUUACAACAGUGGCGGUAAUAAUAAUUUACAUCGUUCCACAAUCCAUGAAGAGGGUGAAGGUGAUGGAUUAAAUCACGCCAUUGAGCCACGUCACCAGCCCAAGGCAUUGAACAUUAGCUCCCAAACAUCCAUAGCACGUAGUGACACAGCCGCGAACAAUGAUGCUCAACGUGAUCUAGUGGAUUUUGAACAUCCCAUUGUGGCGGCAAAUGACAUCUCAGAAUUGCCCACUCCAGCUGCCUUAAUUGGUGGCCAGUCAACGGAGUCAUCAUCAUCAUCGUUCCAGGCAAUCUCAUAUUAUGAUCACAAUAACAAUUCAAAUGUCACCAACAUUCCCAUCAAUGGGCCAAGUGACAACAAUGGCGCCCAAGCCAACUCCAACCACAAUAGCAUGGAACAAAUGGUGUCAGAGGCUAAAACUGCUUCCCUAUUUCGUUUUCCCGUUGAGGAUCUGAUACAGUUCCAGGUCCACGAUGCAAUGUAG